AUGAGAGAACAAAACAAUUACUUUAGAGCCAACAAUAGCCGUUAUCAGCCUUACCAAGGCGGACGAGGCGAUUCCUCUGGUGGAUCCUAUAGCAACGGUGGUGGUUAUAACAGAGGAAGAUAUGAUGACUCUUCUCGUCAAGCUCCUGUAGCUGCUACAUCAUCCGACUAUGUUAGAGAUGAUGAGCCUGAAGAAGCACUCUUCGCAAAGAAGAACACCGGUAUUAAUUUUGAUAAAUACGAGAAUAUUCCAAUCGAGGUUUUCGGUAGAGACCCUCCUACUCCAAUCACCACUUUUGAUGAAGCACAACUCCAUGAACUUUUGAUGAACAAUAUUGUCAAGAGUGGCUACACCAAACCAACUCCAAUACAAAAACACUCCCUUCCUGCUAUCAUUACAUCGAAACGAGACAUGAUGGCUUGUGCUCAAACCGGCUCGGGAAAAACAGCUGCCUUCUUGUUACCUAUUAUCAACUCUCUCUUGCAAGCUGGUAUUCACAAAGACAGAAAAAGAUUUAAUCCAUACAAGGGAACACCAAAGGCUGUUAUCCUUGCUCCAACCAGAGAAUUGUGCCAACAAAUUUAUGACGAGUGCAGAAAAUUCCUUUUCCAAACUUAUUUGAAAACGGUUGUUGUUUAUGGAGGAGCUUCAAGCGGCUAUCAAAUGAAACAAUUGGAACGUGGUGUUGACAUUCUUGUCGGAACACCUGGAAGAAUGAAUGACUUUAUUCAGAGAGGAAAAUUGGACAUGUCUGGUGUUCAAUAUUUAGUUUUGGAUGAAGCAGAUAGAAUGUUAGACAUGGGUUUUGAACCACAAAUUCGCUCCAUUGUUGAAGGUAGUGGUAUGCCACCAAAGGGACAACGAUUGACAUUGUUAUACAGCGCCACAUUCCCAAAGGAGACUCAAAAAUUGGCUCUUGACUUUUUACAUGAUGAACUUUUUGUUCAAGUUGGUGUCAUUGGAGGUACAACUGAGAAUAUUACACAGAAAUUUUUCCAAGUUUCUGCCAAAGAAAAGAAAGACAAGCUUGUCGAAGUCUUGUCUGAACACAAGACCGAAAAAACUCUCGUCUUUGUUCAACAAAAAAGCACUUGUGACCAACUUUAUGAACAUUUAACACCUCUAGGUUUCAAAUGUUGUGUCAUUCACGGUGAUAAGGAUCAAAGAACCAGAGAACGAUCCUUGAGACAAUUUAAGGAAGGUUAUUCUACAAUCCUCAUUGCAACUGAUGUUGCUGCUAGAGGAUUGGAUAUUGAAAAAGUCACACACGUUGUCAAUUACGAUCUUCCAAAAGAAAUUGACUCAUAUGUUCACAGAAUCGGUAGAACUGGACGUGUUGGUAACUUGGGACAAGCAACUGCUUUAUUUGAUCCUGAGGAAGAUUCAAAAUUAUGCCGAGACUUGUUGAAGAUUUUGAAAGAUGCAAAUCAAGAAGUUCCUGAUUAUAUUGAAAACGCAGCCUUUAAUCCCUUCUCUGGUAAGGGAGGAAGCUUCAGAGGUGGACGUGGUAGAGGUGGUUAUGGCGGUGGACGAGGAGGCUUCAGAGGUGGACGAGGAGGAUUUGGUGGCGGUUUCAACAAUAGAUGGUAA
Molecule: messenger RNA, 1590 nt
Organism: Naegleria lovaniensis
Lineage: Eukaryota; Heterolobosea; Eutetramitea; Acrasida; Naegleriidae
Exons: 1
Coding region: 1-1590 (529 amino acids)
Biological process (GO): gamete generation; cell differentiation
Cellular component (GO): nucleus; P granule
Molecular function (GO): RNA binding; RNA helicase activity; ATP binding
Source: RefSeq, a predicted model, not a curated record